AUGGAAACGUCAUUUACCGAAAAUCUUUUAAGACUUCGAGCUGAAAACUCAGAGACUGCCUGUGCUUGGUAUAAAAAGUUGAUGCAAAAGACUUGUGUUGUUAGAGAUUUGGAUGGCAUAUUUGCUUUUACUUUUUUUAAUCAAACAUCAAAAAAGCCACCAAAUUGGUUACGUAAAGAGACUAAAAGGCUUUCUGCUUAUGAACAUUUGCACAACGAAUUUCGACGUUUAAAACUUCCAGAUGAUAAUUGGCGAAUUUCUGUGAAAAAUGAGACAUUUGAAAUUUGUCCGACUUAUCCUCAAUUUUUGUUUGUUCCAAAAUCUGUUAGCGAUGAGGAUUUGAAGCAAAUGUCUUAUGGCCGUUGCUAUCGUCGAUUCCCUACAGUUGUUUGGCGAAACAAACGUAAUGGAGCUGUUUUAUUGCGAAGCAGCCAGCCAUCUAUUGGCUUUUUUGGAUUGACAAACGAAAAGGAUAUCUCUCAUUACGAAAGAAUUCGUUCUGCGAUCUCUCCAGAUUUAAACAAAAAGUUUCUUAUUGUUGAUGCUCGUUCUUACACGGCUGCUUGGGCAAAUAGAGCCAAAGGAGGUGGAUUUGAAGGACCAGAUACUUACCCUAAUGCUGACGUUAUCUUUAUGGGUUUGGCAAAUAUUCACAACAUUCGAUACAGCUUUCAUCAACUUCGUCAAACUCUUAACGGCGCUUUAGAUCCUAAUAUUUUCCUUCAAAAUUUGCAAUCUACACUUUGGCUACAUAAUAUUUGUCAAUUGUUUAAUUCUGUUGAACGUUGUUUAAAAUCUUUGUGCAAUGAAGGUACCAGUGUUCUUGUUCAUUGCUCGGAUGGUUGGGAUCGUACUACUCAAAUUGUUUCGUUGUGUAUGUUAAUAGCCGAUCCGCAUUACCGCACUUUUGAAGGUUUUGAAUUUUUAAUUCGUUGGCAAUGGAUUGAAUUUGGACAUAAAUUUUCUGAUCGCUGUGGUGUUCUUAAUACUGAUGAUAAUGAAAAGUGUCCAGUUUUUCUUCAAUUUUUGGAUUGCGUUUAUCAACUUUGGGAGAAAAAUACUGACCAAUUUGAAUUUAAUCGGCGAUAUUUGAUGAAACUUGCCCAACACACUUUUUCUGGUCUUUUUGGGACUUUUUUGUUUAAUUCUUUGAAGGAUGCAAUAAAAAAUGGAUGCGAUCCAAAUGAUACUGAUGAGCAUAGACAUCGUUGUUUUCAAGUUUGGAGUUAUUUGGGGAAACACAAUACAGAAUUUCGCAAUCCUGCCUUUCGUGAGGAUUAUGCUGGUGGAAUGCUUCGUUACCCAAAAACUUUACCAGAAUUGUUGAUUUGGAGAGAUGCUUAUUAUUGUACGGCUGAUCAGUCGCUAAUUAAUAAUCCGAAUGAACCUUCUCAUCAAAAUACGGGAACAGGCAGCACACAAGAUGUUUCUUCUGACAAAGUAAAUAAUGGUCUUUCUCGAUCUCAGUCAGCAGCCAGUCUGACAUCUUUAGUAGAGCAAUCAAUGAAUUUAACAACUCCAAUUCCAUCUCCAGGGCCAACCAUUGGUUUUGGUGUUUCAUGUGGUUCGCCUUGUAUUGGACAUUCAGCGACAAAGAUACAUGAUAAUUGUACAAUAGGUUCAAUUUCUGCAGUUUUCUGCCAGGUUCUUUUACUUUCCAAAUAUAUUAAUUUUGUUUUUUCCGAAUUGAGAAAAGGAAAUUUUCCAAAAAUUUUUGUUAAUUUUGGAAUGAAAAAAAAAGAAUUUUUUGAAUUUAAUUCCUUUAAUAUAUUUUCGGAUUAA
This is a messenger RNA of Meloidogyne enterolobii, 1782 nucleotides long. The record is from the annotation of a GenBank genome assembly. NCBI's taxonomy places the organism in Eukaryota, Metazoa, Nematoda, Chromadorea, Rhabditida, Meloidogynidae.